Hyaloperonospora brassicae is the source of this 1269-nucleotide messenger RNA. The record is from the annotation of a GenBank genome assembly. Lineage: Eukaryota; Oomycota; Peronosporomycetes; Peronosporales; Peronosporaceae.
AUGCUGCUGUCGUUCGGUAGUGGGAGUGCAGCGCAUGUGGCGAUCGUGACGGGCGCCGGUCGUGGUCUCGGGCGCGCCUGGGCGCAGACGUUAGCUGAUCGAGGUGUUCGAGUGGUUGUCAACGACAAUGACACCGAUCGGUCACUGGUCGAUGCAGUCGUGCAGGACAUUUGCAGUCGAGGCGGCGUCGCAGUGGGGGACUACCACUGCGUGACGGACGGCGCAAAGAUUGUCAAGACGGCGAUGGAGCACUUCAAGCGCGUGGAUAUCUUGAUAAAUAAUGCUACUGUUAUCCGUGACGGAUCGUUUCGCAAGAUGACUGACAAGAACUGGGACGACGUGUACCGGUCGAGCUUGCUAGGGACUUUCCGCGUGACGCAGGCAGUGUGGGGUAUCAUGCGUCAGCAAGAGUACGGCCGGAUCCUCAAUUGCGUGUCAAGCUCUGGCCUUUAUGGCAACUUUGGACAGGUGAACUACGCUGCCAUGAAGAUGGGGCUCGUGGGGUUCACCGUGGCCCUUAAUCAGGAAGGUGCCAAGUACAAUAUCGCUGUGAAUGCUGUGUCUCCUGUAGCUGGCACGCGGCUCACACAGCCAGUGUGGCCGGAAGACAUCUACGCCAAGCUGACGCCCGAGUUGACAUCGCCGAUCAUUGUGUACCUGUGUCACCCGUCGUGCAAAGAUAACGGGAAGUUGUUCGAACUGGGUGGAGGAUGGGUCGGCGCUCUCCGUCUGCAGCGCACGCAUGGUGUUGGCUUCCCCACCGACCCCACGCAGUUUACGCCUGAGCUCGUGGCAGAGCAAUGGCGAGGAGUGGUGGACUUUAGCCGUGUGACACAUCCGACGUCGACGCAAGACUCGUUCGAACCCAUGAUGCGCAACGUGACGGCGCCGCCCAAGUCUUUGACUACACCUCGUUCCAUCGAGUGUGCCGAGGUGUUCAAUCGACUGCGAGCUACGCUGCAGGAAAAGGGACAGACGCUCUGCAAGCAGAUUUCGGGCGUGCUCGAGUGGCACAUCAACAAGGAGGUCUGGACAAUAUCGUUGUUGAAUGGCAAAGGCGUUGUGAUCGAAGGCAGCGGUCCGCGCUUGGCACCGGAUCUCCAGAUUCACAUGGACGAGCAAGACUUUCUGGACUUGGCAGCGGGUCGACUGCGGGUGCAGCAGGCACUGAUUCGGAAGAAGCUGCGCUUGCAGGGCAAUCUCAAGAUGGCGAUGAAGCUGCAGCCGUUUGCCGAUCUCUUGCUGCAGCAGUACAGCGCGCGGCUAUGA